AUGGUAGAUAAACGAAAACGAAAAACUACACCAACACAAUUAUCUCAUCAGUCUGUCAGUGUUACACCAGAAUCUAUUUAUUAUUCACCUAAUAAAAUAUUACCUAUAAUGCAAACUACAUAUUUUUAUCAAGACAACGAUAUCAACAAUCAGUCGAAUGGAAUACGUUUAGCAAUACACUCAAAUUUCAAUAGAAGUUUAGAAACACUUUUAGAAGAAUUCACUGACCCAAUUUCGAAUAUAUCUUGUGAUUCACCAAUGUUGUUGUAUACACCUCAAAUUACAAACAAGUUUAAAUCAAUGAAUGAUUUACAACAGAAUACUGAUGAUUACAUCUGUCCAGACUAUACAUUGAAAUCAAGAAAUAUGUUAUUAAAUCAUAGAACAAGUAAUAAGAUCGAUAGAAAUAUUGACUACAAACCAUUUGUUGCAUCAACUUCCUCAUCCUAUAAUAAUAAAUUAAAAAUUUAUACUUAUCCAUCAAAUAGUUCAAAUCUGAUCUUGAAUAAUAAUAAUUUAAAAAGUAAAUUGAAUAAACCAACAAACCGUAUUCUUUUACCACCAAUUGAUACAAUUAUUUUGGAUUCAGAUAAAAAUUCUGUUUGGAGAGAAUUAAAACAAGUCAAACGUAUUUAUGUUCGUUUGAAUGGACAAUCGUAUGGAUCCAAACCAGUAUUGAUCAGGCGGAAGUAUAUUAGAACAUUUGAACACGUACUUCAAGAAUUAAGUGAACUAUUUCGAAUUCCCAUUCACAAAGUAUACACAUUAGAUGGAGAAUUAAUUGAAACAUUGAAUGAUUUACUUGAUGGUCCAAAUGAAUUUGUAGCCGCUGGAUUUGAACGUUUUCGGCCAUUGAAUGAAACAAAUUUAACAACUAGAUGCUUUAGUCGUAGUUCAAGUCGAACAAGAAAUCCAGCGAGAUCACCGACCAGUUCAGUUUUAUCACCUUUGAAACAACCUUAUGAACAAUUUAAUAAAGGUCUUGGCUUCACUAAUGGAUUUACCGUCUGCCAGGUAUUUAUCAAAUCCGGUCAGAAUGAUCCACAAACAGAUGAAAUAUAUUCAACUGUUUGUACAGCAAAUCCAACAAUUACACUUUGUAAUAGAUAUCAAUCAACUCAACCUAUACUACUUAGAUCAGCAUAUGUAUGUACAUUAAGUUCAGAUGAUGGAAAUCUACAAGUUGAACAAGACAAUGAACUAAACGAAUCGAACGCAACAAGUACUACACAUCUGGGACCAUUUUAUCCAGGAAAUAUUGAUUACUUUGAAAUACCGUUAAAUGAUUUUAUGGAAAUCAGUAAAAUACGUAUAAGCCACGAUGGAUUUGGUACUUAUCCUGAAUGGUUACCAGAAGAAAUAUAUUUGAGACUGACACAAAAUCUGCCUAAUAUAACCAAAAAUUCUCUCAAAUUCAAUAUACGAAAUUCUUCCUGUUUAUCCAGACUGUUAAAUACAGAAGAAGAGAGUAAUCUAUCAUCAGCAUCUAUACCAUCAUAUGAACUUUCAUUUCCAUGUAUGAAGUGGUUAUCGCGCUUUAAAGGUGAUGGUAGUUUGGUACGUGAAAUUGCUGCACCUGGAACUCAAUUACGCGAUCGAUUGCCAAGAUUUGGAAGAAUAUUAAAAGUAUAUCCAUUGGAUAUCACAACAGUAUUUCAACAAGAGGAAAGAGCUCCUGUAAUUCAAUAUCAAAUAAUAACAAAAACUGGUAACCUUUGGAAUUCAGGCAUGAACAAUACUAUCAAAGUAAAUAUCCUAAUACAAGGAGAUCGUGGUGACACAGGUACGAGGAUUUUAUGGAAUGAAGAAAUGUCUACAACUAAUGCAUUUUCAAGAGGGAAAACUAGUUUAUUCAAUGUGGAAGCUGUAUUUCUUGGUCGAUUAAAAUCUCUUACUAUAUGGUUAGAAUUAGAUAAUCAUGAAAAUGACGAGAAUCUUUCAUCUAACAAUGACUGGUAUUUAGAAUAUGUGAUUAUUCAACAAUUAUCAGUCAAUUCAUCUACGAAUUUAUCAUCAACUCAAUCGUUUUCAAAUAUCAAUAAAUUUUUUCUGACACAUACAGACAAUUCUAAGAAUAUUUGUAAUGAAAUAAGUGGAAUUUAUAUUUUUCCUUGUUUUCAAUGGUUAACAACAAAAUUUGGAAUGAAUUCUUUACCGAUUAAAUUAAUUCCAGCUAGUGGAAAUGGAGUACUUACCAUUGAUUUGAUUGAAACAAUUUUGGCGAACCAAAAAGAACAACUACUUUGGCAAGUUGAAAAAUGGAAGUUUAAACCAGACACAAAAAUCAUUUUCUACAGUUAUCUGACUGGUGCGCCUAUGCGUGUAACUGAUUCCAAUCGAAUCGACUGUCAACUGAUUGAGUCAGUUAAUGGAGUAUCAAAUAAAAAUGUUGGAGAAGUUUUUAAUGUGUCAUAUGGACUAGAUGGUUCACGACGUUCAAAAUUAUCAAGGCCUUCUUUGCGUCAACAAUUUGGUUCAGACGAUCGAUUAAAUAGUUAUAAACGAUCUAUAUCAAAUCAAAAUAUAGAAUAUUCUAAUGCUUUAACCAAUAAUUUAAAAUCAACAGCAAACAUAAAUAAAUGUAAUAAAAGUACAAAAUGUAUUCGUUCAUUCACAAGUGUAGAAAAUCCAUGGCUGUCAAUGUGUUUAGAUGAUAUAGAUGGUCUACAUUUAAAAAUUAAUUCUAAUUUAGAUUUACAGUGUUACGAUUUCAAAAUACGCCCUCAGUCAGAACGUCUUAUUGCACUUGAAAUAAACAAAAAGAAUUCAUUACAAUCUAGAAAAAUCCAUGUUUACGUUGGACCAAACGGUCAUGUUGUCAGUGGUGCAACAGGUCCAGUAACAAUUCCUGGAAAAUUAUUUCUACCAUAUGUUAAAGGUUGUCUACGAGAUCAGACAAUAUUAUGGUUAUGUACAGAAAUUCAACAAACAUUAAUACCUAUAUUAAUUCAUGAGACAAAUCAAAACAAUUCAAAAAAUAAAAUCAAUGGUUGUAAAUUUGAUUUACGUGCUACAGGUGAACGAAUUACCGAAGCAUAUUGGAGAGUUCACAAAGUAGACAAAAAUGUUAGACGCUUUGAAUCAGUUGCAUGGCCAGGAAAUUUUUUACGAGUUACAUCAGAUACUGUAGAUGUUAUGGGUGGUGGAGGAAUGGAUUGUUACUUUCAAAUUAAUCGUGUUCGCUCUAAAGGUUUCCUUCAGUUAUCACCUCUUAUGAAUAUUAAAAAAAUUAUUGGAAUGAAUGAAGAUGGAACAAUUACUUUAUAUGACAAACAUACAAUGGAGGAAAAUUCACGUUUUUAUCCAGAAGUUAUCCAAUACGGUUUUCCUAGUCCACAAAUUCGAUUGGAUAGCUCAUGUUUAACAAAUAGAACAAUGGAUAUUAAACCUCAAUCAAUCAUUGCCAAUUCAUUAUUAGAUAAUAAAGUAAAACGGGAAGAGAACGAGGAAGAUCGACCGAAAGAAUCCAAGACUGCAUCAUCAUCAAGACAAAACACACAUCAACAACAACAACAGAUAUUAGAAUUAACACAAUGUCACAAUCAAACAGAUAUCGAUUCAAACAAAAGUAUAUAUGGUGAUAAUACAGAUUCUAAUGAAAAUAAUUUGAAUAAAGCAAAAACUUUACAAAGCCCAAAUGAAUGUCAGAAUGUGAAAGAUUCCAGUUGGAAAUUAUCUAUUUAUACAGAAAAAUCAGCACAGAACUGUGAAAUCAUCUUGGUUGUCUACGGAAUAGAUGGCAACUCAGGUCCAAUAUUAAUUGGAAGAUCAAACGAUGUCAAGGGGUUAUUUCAAACGAACAGGAUUGAUAAUUUCAUGGCAAGUAAAAUUAUACUGGAAAAUAACGGUACAAUUUACAAAAUACGUUUAGAAGUAAAUCAAAUAGAUCCAGAUAAUGACAGUGAAUGGGAAGUUGAUAAAGUGAUAUUAGAAAAUGUCGAGACAUCCAAACAGUUAAGAUUUGAUUUUGCUGGUCGACCAUUUGGAAAAUAUAACAAUUUUUACUGUCUAUCUCGAGAACAAGUCACAUCAACAAAAUUAUCAAAUCCACAACUAGAUGAAGAAAUAAAAUUAUGUCUUUUAAAUUAUCGUGUACAACUGGAGUUCAGUUGUGAUGUAUUCAAUGGAAAUGACCAAUUAAAUAUUUCAUUAGAACCAUAUAUUUGUUUAAUUGGACAAUAUGGAGAUUGUGGUCGUAGACUGAUAGGUCAAAUCACUGGUGAACAUUUAAUGAUUGAUAAAACAAGAAAUGUUUUGGUACUUGAUGCGUUGAUUGAGUCAGCUUAUCUUGGAGAGGUGACUAGCUGUUUUCUAGGUCCAGUUGAUGUUGAAGAUCGAUCGAAAGAGGAGCGUACUGGUUUAUUAUGUACCAAAAUUUUGAUAUGGGAUACAAAAAAGGGGGUGAUUUAUGCGAUACUGUCAGAUACUUGGCUACUUUUUAAAAGAAAUGAACAAGCAAAUGAAAUUCACCUGGAAGUUAGUCAAAUAUAUCCAAUUGAAACAAAUGAGAACAAUCCCAAUGUAGCAUUCAAAUCCGAUGAAAUAAAUCCAGUGGUCGAGCAACCUAAAGGCAAGUUAUAA
Molecule: messenger RNA, 4581 nt
Organism: Schistosoma turkestanicum
Lineage: Eukaryota; Metazoa; Platyhelminthes; Trematoda; Strigeidida; Schistosomatidae
Source: the annotation of a GenBank genome assembly